This is a messenger RNA of Chrysoperla carnea, 3038 nucleotides long. Its product is annotated as glycogen synthase kinase-3 beta-like. Bases 302 to 1807 code for a protein of 501 amino acids. Gene Ontology annotation, biological process: negative regulation of canonical Wnt signaling pathway; protein phosphorylation; signal transduction. Gene Ontology annotation, molecular function: protein serine/threonine kinase activity; ATP binding. The record is from RefSeq and is a predicted model, not a curated record. NCBI's taxonomy places the organism in Eukaryota, Metazoa, Arthropoda, Insecta, Neuroptera, Chrysopidae. The transcript is spliced from 12 exons. Gene Ontology annotation, cellular component: nucleus; cytosol; cytoplasm.
GAAUGGGUCAAUGUCUGAAGCAUCUAAAAUUGUUAGUGAGGUGAGGACUGUCUUUCUUUUAAAUAUGAUUUAAAUUGUCUAUAUUUGUGUAAAAAUGAAUUCAAAAUAUCAGUAAUAAGUGAAUAAGUUUAGUGUAACGUGUAUUUUAAAAUUGUGUAUUAUCUACAUGAACAAUUGUCUAGUGAAAAUAGGCUAGAAAGACUGGCAGAGGAGCCAUCGGUCGGAAGUUCGUGAGCAAGGGUGUUGCAAAGAAAUGUGAUAGUUCUAUGAAGUUGACAAACGUCUUAUAUUUAUUAUAGAAAUGAGCGGGCGCCCCAGAACAACGUCCUUCGCCGAUGGCAACAAGCAGCCGCCAAAUCCUCCAUUAGGGGGUAUGAAAUUAUGCAAUGAUGUAAAUGAUUGGGAUUUAAAACUUCAAAACGAUAUUGAUAAGGAUAAACCAAAACCAGUUAAGGAUGGUGGAAAGGUGACAACCGUAGUGGCAACGCCCGGACAAGGCCCAGAUCGGCCGCAAGAAGUGUCUUAUACUGAUACGAAAGUUAUAGGAAAUGGAAGUUUUGGUGUUGUUUAUCAAGCAAAAUUAUGUGAGACUGGUGAAAUGGUGGCUAUUAAAAAAGUACUUCAAGACAAAAGGUUUAAAAAUCGAGAACUUCAGAUAAUGCGGAGACUGGAACACUGUAACAUAGUCAAAUUAAAAUAUUUCUUCUAUUCAAGUGGUGAUAAGCUUGCAAAUGAUAAAGCAAAGCGAGCUGUGGUGCCCUGCGACAUGAGCAUAUUCAUGGCAGCAGGCACCAGUGAUCAGAAAGACGAAGUGUACCUGAAUUUGGUACUGGAGUUUAUACCCGAGACCGUGUACAAAGUUGCCCGCCAUUACAGCAAAUGUAAACAGACGAUACCAAUCAGCUUUAUUAAAUUAUAUAUGUAUCAACUGUUUCGAAGUUUGGCGUACAUUCAUUCACUUGGAAUUUGCCAUCGAGAUAUUAAACCACAAAAUCUUCUAUUAAAUCCAGAGACUGGCGUUCUGAAAUUAUGUGAUUUUGGCAGUGCAAAACAUUUAGUUAAAGGGGAACCUAAUGUUUCAUAUAUUUGUUCACGUUAUUAUCGUGCACCUGAACUUAUAUUUGGUGCAAUUGAUUAUACAACUAAAAUAGAUGUAUGGAGUGCUGGUUGUGUAUUAGCAGAAUUAUUACUUGGUCAACCGAUUUUCCCUGGUGAUUCAGGUGUUGAUCAAUUAGUGGAAAUAAUUAAAGUAUUGGGUACACCAACUCGAGAACAAAUUCGAGAGAUGAAUCCAAAUUAUACGGAAUUUAAAUUUCCACAAAUAAAAUCCCACCCAUGGCAAAAGGUAGGACAGAUUCUUCUUCAGAAAACAUCUCUUCCUAAAUGUACUACAGAACAUCAAAAAAUUAGAGUAUUUAGAGCACGUACACCACCUGAAGCUAUAGAAUUGGUGUCGCGCCUACUUGAAUACACUCCAUCAUCACGUAUAUCUCCAUUACAAGCAUGUGCACAUCCUUUCUUCAACGAGCUAAGAGAACCUAAUACGCGUCUACCUAAUGGUCGCGAUCUUCCACCUCUUUUCAACUUUACUGCACAAGAGUUGAGUAUCCAGCCGUCCUUGAAUGCAGUGUUAUUGCCGCGGGGAUCGAGCGGCGGAAUAGGUGAAGCAAGUAAUGCAGGCACAGAACCGACGACAAACAGCCCUGCACCAAAUGUUGCAACUGAUGGACCAACUGAGGCUACAGUUCCAUCACCUGCUGCCACUACAACUUCUCAAGCUACACCUGCUAGUACCGGAUUGGCUUAAGUCAUGACCAAAUAAAUAUAUAAUUCUAUUUAAAAUUAAAACAAAAUAAUAAAAAAAUAAUAAUUAUAAUAAUAAUAAAAACAAAAAAUCAAAAAAAAUAAAAUAAAAUAAACAAUACAACCAAUUUCUGAACAGGGCCAUUUCAAAACAACAUGAUGACGUGUACCCUCUGCUCUAUAUCCCUGCUAGAUAAUGCUUCAUCGCAAGACUACUACUAUUAUUAAUAUUAAUAAUUAUUAAUUAAUGAAUUAAUUAAAAAUUAUGUAAUUACAAUAGCUGAUAUAUUUAAAAUAACAUAACCAUAAGUGUUAUGUUAAAAUUGUACAGUUAUUCUGUUAAUUAUUUGUUUUUUGAAAGUAACGAGAUGAUCGUGUAGAUUAACAGUCAUCUAGUUUUAAAACUGUUUUUAAUUAUUGUGGAAGCCUAGAAGUUAUUAUAAAACAAAUUUAAAUAGUUUAUCGACUGCUGCAUUGUGAUAUUCAAUAUAUUGUGCGGUAAUUGCGUAUUUAUAAAUAUUAUGCGUUUUACCAAAAAAAUUUAUAAACACAAAGCAGCGCGCAGUGAGGCGCAAUUGUCAAAUGAAACGCAGCAUACGGAUGUAUUCUUCGGUGCUAAAGAAAAGGAUGUUUUUAAAAACCGACCACUGCAGAAUAAUAUCAAAAAGUCUCCAAAGCUAUUAAAAUUUAAACAAACAAAAAAAAACACUCUCUAAUUAAUAACCGUAACUACUUAUAUUUGGUAGCAAAAAUAUGACUGCAAAUUAAUAUAAUCAAUUGGGCUUCUCUUGUUUUUAAUUCUGCUCUAUAAUUUUUUUUAAAAUUUGAUUUAAAUCAUCACUUAUUUGUUCUCCUUAUUUUCUUUGUGUAUACUUCCGAGUUAAUCGAUGGGAAAAUGUUUAUUAUUAUAUAUUAAUUAUUAAUUAAAUUACUACUUUUUUUUGUAUAAAUUUAUCUUUUUAUUAGACGUAUAAAUUAGUACGAAUAUAGAUGUGUUAAAAAUAUAUGCAGUCAAAUGCGUAUUUUUCUUAAGUUAUUUUUUCAUUGGAUUGGUUGUAGGCUACAUUUAAAUAAAUAAAACAAAAAAAGAAACACCACACACACAGAUCUCCUGAGUUUUUAAGAAUUUUUAUAAAUUUUUUAUCGAAGUGAUUUCAAAUUUUUAAAAUUGAUCAUUUAGGUAAACAGUUUUUUCCAUGAUUAUAAAGUGAUCAUAUUUAAAAUAAAUAUUUUCG